Lingula anatina is the source of this 2521-nucleotide messenger RNA. RefSeq lists its product as uncharacterized. Lineage: Eukaryota; Metazoa; Brachiopoda; Lingulata; Lingulida; Lingulidae. Gene Ontology annotation, molecular function: RNA binding; protein binding; metal ion binding. The record is from RefSeq and is a predicted model, not a curated record.
CUUAUUCGAGAUGAAAUCAAAUAUGGCGGACUGCACAUUGGCAGUACAAAUUGAGUAAACUACUGUUAUUUUUGUGGAUUUACGGUUGAAUAUCUAAUCAUGAGGCUCACAAAAGCAACAGCUUUUGAAAUUCUUGAGUUACCCGUGGGUGCAGAUGAAGAUUCUGUGCUAACCAGUUACAAAAGGCUUGCUCUGAAGUGGCACCCAGAUAAACAUCAAAAUUCCGACAAAUCAGUCCAAAAAUUUAAUGCCAUAAGUGCUGCAUUUAAGAGAUUAACAGUACCAAACAGCUCUGAUAAAACAGACUUUGAUCUUUCGUUGCCUGACAUGUUUGAGCUGUUUCAAAAAAUAUUCUUUGCGAGAACUACCAGUUAUAAUGGAUACAAUACCAGUGAUGAUGAGUAUGAUUAUGAUGAUGAAAGUGAUUUAGAAGAUGAUGUUGAUUAUUUGAGCUUGUUUGCAGAUAAAGUAAAAACAAAACACGAUUUAAGAAAACAAAAGAUAGAUACAGGACAGACAUGGAAAAAAGUUUCACCAGAGGAAGCAGAAAAGAAUGCAGAAGAACUGAUAACAGAAGAAGAAAAAGAAAAGAGGAAAGCAGAGAAAAGGAGAGCAAAGAAAAAGAGGCAAAGAGAGCGGAAAAGAAUAGAAAAACAGGUCCAAGAACAGCAGGAAAAGGAAGAAGAAGAAGCCAAGAAAAAGUCUUCCAAACAGAAAUCAGAUGAGAGCCAUCAGGAUGAAAAACAAGAAAAACAAAAGCCUAAUGGCAGAAAAAUAGAUAAACAGGACUCAGAUUCUGAAGAGGAAUUUGACCCUAGUUCAGCAUUUUUCACAAAAGUUGUCAGUAAGAAAAAGAAGGGAGGCAUUGAUAAUUUUACAACACAAUCAAAGAAGGAAACAAAGAAAGAUCCAAAAAAUCCAGAAUAUAGGAAGAAUCAGGAAGAUGAAGAGGCAGAAGAGCUGGACCCUAUCGUUUUACGUAGUCGGCAGCUUGCUAUCAGGGGAAAUGAAAUGGCCAACUUGGGUCACUACAAUGCUGCCAUAGAUCUUUUCACAGAGGCCAUAAAAUUAGAUUCCAGAGAUUUUAGGUUUUUUGGCAACAGAUCUUACUGUUUUGAUAGGCUACAACAAUAUGAAAAAGCUUUAAGAGAUGCAGAUAAAGCAAUACAUUUAGCCAUAGAUUGGGCAAAAGGAUUCUUUAGAAAAGGGAGAGCUUUAGCUGGUCUAAAACUUUAUGCUGAUGCAGAACAGGCUUUUAUGCAAGUUUUAAAACUAGACAGGCAUUGUGAAGAUGCCAUGCAAGAACUGUUACGAGUUCGGACAUACCAGCUGACGGAAAUGGGGUUUUCGCGCCAACAGGCUGAGAACGCCAUCAGGCAGCAUGGCACAGUCCAAGCAGCAUUGGAUUCCUUGUUAGCAGGAGUCGGAAAAGCAGCAGUCCCUGAAACCACAUUAGAAGGAGAAGUGUAUGUUUCUGAUGAAGAUGAUUACAACAUCCAUGUCCAGCCAGCUCCUGCUAGGGUGCCACCCGUCAUACUCAAAAAUAAUAUACAACCACAAAUAGGAUCUGAUGUGAAAAUGGAUCCCUGCAACCCAGAAGGUCUAACAGCACUUUGGGUAGGAAAUGUACUGCCAGAAGUCACUGAAAAGAAGCUAACCCAGCUGUUUUCUAAAUUUGGUACCAUUACAAAUAUGCGAAUGUUGCCUGGAAAGUACUGCGCCUUUAUCAACUUUAAAACCCCUGUGAUGGCCAGCAAGGCAAUGAAUGGGAUGCAGGGCUUUGAAUGUGCUGGUCAAAGGCUUCUGAUUAAGUUUCCUGAUAAUCCCAUCACCAAUACAAACAUACUGCUCAAGAAAAAUGCAUCAGGAGGAGGAGGAGGGAUAUCAAAACCUACCCUUGAGCAGCUUAAAACAACUGGUCCAGUGAAUGGAGAUGAGUGUUACUUCUGGCGUACAACUGGUUGUCACUAUGGAAACAAGUGUCAUUUUAAACACCUCCCAGAACAUAGAGGGGUCGAUAAAAAACCUUGGCAAAAAGUGAAAUAACAGUGAGGAAUUCUUCUCAACAUCACUGCCAUAUUAAACUCUUCAUUUAAAAAAACAUUUUAAAAAAGUUGUUGGUAUGGAUUGUUAGACGGUUUGUUGAAGGAUACGUGGAGAGAUUUACAAAUAUGCAAAUAUGGACAUGAGCUGCUGACAUGCAUUGUACUUCAACCAGAAUAAGAUCAGUUAGGGUGAACUGAUUACACUUUUCUUGGAAUUCAUUUGGCGUUGCUGCAUUUACUUUAGUGAGGCUUGUCAUGGUCUUAAGUUUAUACCAAGUACAGGCUUAGAUAUUGCACAACUGAUUUGGACAUGUUUGGACAGCUGUGCAUAAUAUCAAGUUUUUUUUUUUUUUUUUACUCACCAAGAAAAUAUAAAUAGUCAACUUCAUAUAGCCUACUGUAACUUGUGAUUGCAGAAACAAAAUAUGUUUGAAGCUAUUAUUAAUGAAUGAAAAUAAAAAAAGACAUUGAAUACA